This is a messenger RNA of Cololabis saira (Pacific saury), 4752 nucleotides long. RefSeq names its product YTH domain-containing family protein 1-like. The coding region runs from base 355 to 2202 and encodes 615 amino acids. Lineage: Eukaryota; Metazoa; Chordata; Actinopteri; Beloniformes; Belonidae. Gene Ontology annotation, biological process: mRNA destabilization. The record is from RefSeq and is a predicted model, not a curated record. Gene Ontology annotation, molecular function: N6-methyladenosine-containing RNA reader activity; mRNA binding. The transcript is spliced from 6 exons. Gene Ontology annotation, cellular component: cytoplasm.
UGGAGCAGCCAUUGGGGAAGUGUGCGGGGCUUUAACCGAGGACGGCUCUCUCUCUCUCUGGAAUAAAAAAAGAAAGAAAGAAAGAAAGAAAAAAAACACUGACUAAAAGGCGGACGAAGACAGAAACAUCCUUGAUCCCAAAGGGGGCCUGAUUUGGCACCACAGACUGUCCCCCUGCUGCAGCGUGAGCGGGACUGCUGCUGAGGGAACACUGAGAGAAGUGUGAAGUUGGAAACACUAGCACUUAGCCGCGGAGCUAGCUGCAGCCGAGCUGGGAACUGCAAAUCACGGGGGGAGAGACACUCAGUCACAAGCUCAGGCUCCGUGAGAAUCCAGGGACUUGCUUAAUGAAUUAUGUCUGCCACAAGCAUUGACCCUCAGAGAUCAAAGGGACAAGCAUCUAAAGUGCAAAAUGGCUCUCUGCAUCAGAAGGAGACUGUCCAUGACAAUGACUUUGAGCCAUACCUCACUGGUCAGUCAACUCAGAACAACAGUUACCAGUCAAUCACCGAUCCCUACCUGUCCAGCUACUAUGCUCCUUCCAUUGGAUUUCCAUACCCCUUAAGUGAGGCUCCCUGGUCUACAGGUGGGGACCCCCCUAUACCAUACCUCACACCCUAUGGACCUCUAAGUAAUGGCGACCAUCACUUCAUGCCGGACACAGUGUUUGGCCAGCCAGGCGGCCUGGGAAGUAGUAUUUACCCGCACAGGUUUAACUUUUUCCCUGAAAACCCUGCCUUCUCCGCUUGGGGCACAAGUGGAUCCCAAGGCCAGCAGACUCAAAGUUCAGCUUAUGGUGGCAGCUAUAGCUAUCCUCCCAGUUCCUUGGGAGGCACUCUGGUGCCUGAUGGUCAGACGGGCUUUCACAGUGACACCCUUAACAAAGCCCCUGGAAUGAACAGCCUGGAACAGGGUAUGGUUGGGUUGAAGAUCGGAGGCGAUGUCCCUGGUCAGGGUUCGGGAGUUAAGGCUGUGGGAUCUGUGAUCGGUGGACCUGCUGUGGCAGCUACAGGGAACGGAGCCACACCUAUAGGAAUGCCUCCACCUAAACCCACUUCCUGGGCAGCCAUUGCUAGCAAGCCUGCCAAACCACAGCAGCUGAAAACUAAGGUUAAACCAGGGAUGCCAAACCCGGGAGGUGCUCUUCCCCCGCCACCUAUCAAACACAACAUGAACAUUGGGACCUGGGACAAGGGCCCGGUGUCCAAAGUACCCACAGCUCCAAUGCAGCAACAACAGCCUAUGGGGAUGCCUCAUGCCAUGGCACCUCAAGGCCCAAUGCAGCAAGGACCCAUGCCACCCCCCCCUCACCAAUCCUUAGUGCAAUCCCAGAUGCAACCUAUGGCCUUACAGCCCCCCCAUCACCAGCACCAUCAGCCCCCACCUCAGCCCUACCAAAAUCACACCCAGCCCCCACAACCCCAGACCCGUUGGGUCGCACCACGAAACCGCAAUCAAGGUUAUGGUCAAACCGGCCCUGGCCAUGAUGGAAGUGGUGUGAUGGGUGUGGUUGGUGGUGGGCCCAAUGGGCCUCAAAUAUCUGUUAGCCAAGGGGCUGGUGUCGAGUCCCACCCUGUGCUGGACAAGCUGCGUGCCAACCAUAGCUACAACCCCAAGGACUUUGAAUGGAACCUGAAGAACGGCCGUGUUUUCAUCAUAAAGAGCUACUCCGAGGACGAUAUUCAUCGCUCCAUCAAAUACUCCAUCUGGUGCAGCACAGAGCACGGCAACAAGCGGCUGGACUCAGCCUUCCGGGCCAUGAAUGCUAAAGGUCCUGUGUACCUGCUGUUUAGUGUCAAUGGCAGUGGUCAUUUCUGCGGUGUGGCAGAAAUGCGUUCACCAGUGGACUAUGGGACCAGUGCUGGUGUUUGGGCACAGGACAAGUGGAAGGGCAAGUUUGAUGUGGACUGGUUGUUUGUUAAGGAUGUGCCUAAUAGCCAGCUGCGCCACAUCCGUUUGGAGAACAACGACAACAAGCCAGUGACCAACUCCCGUGAUACACAGGAGGUUCCCCUGGAGAAGGCCAAGCAGGUGCUCAAGAUUAUUGCCACCUAUAAACAUACCACCUCCAUAUUUGAUGAUUUCUCCCAUUAUGAGAAGAGGCAGGAAGAAGAAGAGGUGGUGCGCAAGACGUUUGAACCUCCACAGAUACAUAACCGCUCUCGGUUGGAUCAGGAGCGCCAAAACAGGAAUAAACAAUAGAACACAUUUACCUUCACUUUGAUCGACAGUUACACUAGGACUUGAUUUAAAGACAGAAGAAUAUGAAAAUGCAACAAAGCCCUUCAUUUUUGUUUUCUCUUUAAUCCUGGUGAAUCUCUGCCACUGUCAAGACAUGUGCUUUUUUUGCCCCACCUAUCAUCAAAUUUUUUUUUUUUGUGCAGGGAUUACAAGCUGAUUAUAUGUAUUACCUAGCUCCAACCACCACCUUUUUGUUCAAUUCGUUUCAACAUUAUUUUCUUCCUGUUCCAUCAUGGACUCUAUUCGCAACACUCUUUUUUUUUUUUUUCUUUUUUUUUUUGCCCCUCUCUUUUACCUCAUCCCCUCCUCUUUCCAAUCGAAUCAGGGUUUGACUGCACCAUGGAGAAGAAAAAAAGAACCUGCCACUUUAUAUUUCAGUACAAUCAGGAACAGAUGUGUCCUGCCCCUAUUUGACCAUUUGGGGGCAACAUUGCCAUGUUUAAUAGGUUUAACUGUGCCAACAGGGUUGGAGGAUCCUAAAGGCAAUGUCAGACUUGGAACUGUGUGAUAAUAAAACUCCAACGGUUUAACUAUUUUUCAUUCAAAUCAACAAAAUCUAUUUUUUUGGCUUACUACUGACAACUUUCAUUUCAGAAAUCUGUUUUCUGGAGCCUUAAUGUUUUUGUUUUCUAAUUAUUGGUGACUUCUCAAAAGAACUGCUCAAACAGUGACACUGCUGGAAAAAUCAGGGAUAGUGUGAAGUCACAUGGGAUUUGAGACAUUUCAGAGGAGGAAUUGCUAAGGCUUCUGGGAAAGAAAUAAUGGACGUGUCCUCCACAACCAGAACUCUCACCAUUUAAAUCAAAAAUUGUACUAAUUACACCUUUCACACCCCUCCUUUUUUCUCAUGUUUGUCUUGAGGGGUCUUUUGUAUGUUUCAUCAGGAGAUUCUGCUUGUGUACACAAUCCAGUCUGACGACUUGUCAUAUCCACCAUUUUAAAUUGCUUUGUCAGAAUUAUGUAAUGGUGUAACUGCUAAGUUGAAUGAAUUGUUGCUAUCGCAUCUUUGUUCCACAAAAAAAGGGGGAGGGUUCACAUAUUUGUCUAUUCACCGUCAUUUUGUCUUAAUCCUGUUUUCUUUCAAAUUUGGUUUUGCUAAGUCUUUCAUGUUGGUCGUGAUGCUAAGCUUUAACGUAGGAGCCUAUAUAUAUUCAUGGAGAAAGCCUAAAAAUGUAUAACCUUAAAUUUAAUGUAACUGAUUUACUAUCAAGUAAGAAAAAAUUACGAAUGAAAUGUGGUUUCUGUGUGUUUUAUUUUCUUGGUUGUUACUACUAUAGUUUGUUGUAGCCUGAAGCUAUUGAUUAUGAUACAGUAAGUUAUGGUAUGUCAAAAGGAGGGAAAAAAAUGUUUGAAAACUUGGGCAAAAAAAUAAAAAUAAAGAAAAAAUCCGGAAAAAAAAAAAAGUUAGAUUUUUGCGCCCAUGCAUGACAAGCUGUAAAAUGGUAAGUCUGCCGGAGAUGUUAAAAUUGUUCUCCAUACAGCUUGUCUUUAAUGUGACAUUGUUAUUAUUUGACAGGUAAAGACACGCGUGUCCCCUUGUUUAUCACUAAUUCUGGAACAUUCAGAGCCUGGAAGCGUUUGAGACUUAUUUCCCCUUCAUCAAUGUGAGGUUGCUACUAUUUUCUGUAUAGUAAAAGAUUUACAGUGAUGCAGAGAGAAAUGCUGCUAUUAGACAUAACGAUUUCUUUUAUCUCAAGCAGUUUAAAUUUUUCAAUUUUGAUUUAAGAUUCACAACCUCCCAUAAACUAAAUUCCUUUUUCAGAUUCCAAGUCAUAAUUUUCUGUUUCAAAUCUGACAGAUUUUCACCUGUGUACUUAAUAUGGCCUGGAUUGGGUGUUUGCAUUUUAUUUUGUUUUUUUCUUUUUAGAUUAUGCUUAAUAUUGUAUAAUCUGCAAUCUGUCUUGAUUAUGUCAUAUCUUUCUCCCAUUAUAACAGCAAAAUGGCGUGAGUAAUGCACUUUGCUGAGGUCAGCCAAAAGGAGCUGUAUGCUUCACAGGAAGAAGCUUCAUUGUAUUAUCUGGCCAGUGUAUGCCCUGUAAUGUAAUGAGUUAAACUCUUGACAGAAGUCUCUCUUCUUUAUGUACCUUUUACCUGCAAAAAAAGUUAGGUUGAUUCAAGCAAUAUGGUGGAUGCCCUUCACAUUUGCCUUUGCCAACACCACUCUACAUAAAGGAUAUAGUAAGGUGGAAGGAUGUCACCGAAGACUGUCAGUUAGAGCUGGGUUUUUUUUUUGUUUUUUUUUUUUUAACCUUCUCCCCCUCAGGAAGCAUGAGCUGGUUGUGAUUGUAGCACAGGGCUUUCAUGCAUGUUGAUAACUGUAAGAGAUGUUUGCUGUAAAAGGGAUGUCAGGUCAGACAUGAAAAGUCAACACUGCAAAAGGAUCAACGACAUGACAUACCAAACUGAUUAUCUUACAAGCCGCAGUUGUAGUGGAAAUACCGUGUUUAAAGGCUCUGUCUUGGUUUUUCUUUAUAGAAGAAAUCAAGCCUUAAUAAACUGUACAUGAAGAAA